AUGGCUUCUAAAGUGCUCAACAACACAGCAAAUGAUUCUAAACAACAAAUCACCGCCAUCAGCGACUUGAAGCCAAAGCACACUACUAAGAUGGUUCAUGUCAAGGUUCUACAUUCCUGGUCACAAAACAUCAAUCACGGGGGGGAAACCAUGGAAUUCGUAUUGGCUGAUGAGAAUGGGCAUAAAAUUCAUGCAAGCUGCAAAAAGACUUACUUUGAGAGUAAAGGAAGACUUCUUCUGGUUGGAGUAUGGCGCAACAUCAGAAACUUCCAAGUCAGGCCUGCUGGAGGAGCAUAUCGCACAACAAACCAUAUCUACAAGAUUUCAUUCAAUCAAGCAACAGUCGUUACUCGGUCCAAUUUCAUGAAUGAUGAGUUAUAUCUUAAUUUGGUCGAUUUUCAAAGCGUUUUAUCUGAAACUCUUGAUGAAAAAUUGCUAAUAGAUGUGCUGGGCCAAGUUUUGGAUUGUGGUGCUGUCGAAACCAUUCAGUGUGCUGGUGGGUACCAGCGUAAAAAACUAAAUUUCACCCUUAGAGACAUCAAGGAUAUUGGGGAUGACAAAACUCUAAUGCCGUAUGAAAGUAAUGAGGAUAGUCAAGAGUACAUCAACAAGCAAAUAGAUCAGGCAGAUAAGCGAGGACAGCGUGAUAAGUGGUUGCUAUACCCUACUAAGAACAUCCAUGAAAUGAAAGCAUCAACUCAAGUUGAUAAAUGUUUAGUGACUUGCACAUUCUAUGAAAUUGAUAUGGAUUGGUCCUGGUAUUACUUUGGUUGUGAUGCAUGCCAAAAAAGGCUGAUCAAAACCGGAACCAAGAUUAAGAAAGUGAAUGGAAACGAGAUCACAACUCAUAUUUGGUUUUGUGAGGCAUGCAACGAAUAUGUCUUGAAAGUUUCACCAAGGUUCUGGCUUCACUUGAUGGUCAAGGAUGAUACUGGUGUGUCAAAAAUAAUGAUCCUAGACAAGGUAGCUAAUGGGAUUGUUUCUGAAUCUCCACUCAAGUUGUUGAAUGGAAGCUGGGAUGAGCUUGACGACACAAGCUUAAUACCAGACGUUGUUACUGAUUUGAUUGGAAAAACUUUCACAUUUGGAGUUUAUGUUGAGAAGGAUAAUGUAUCUUAUGGUGCUGAGAUAUACAAAGUUGGAAAAAUCUACAAAGACAGGAUGAAUUACUUAACUGGUGCAAUCACACCAGUUCAAUCUGAUACGAUUUUGACAAUUACAAGUGUUGAUGAGGGUUCUAUAUAUUUGACUGAUAGCCAAGAACUUAACUACUCUGUGUCAACACCAUCCAGUAAGAGAAAAGAAGAUGAUGCUAUUUCUCACCCUGACAGCAGUUCAACAUCAAAGAAACCAUGCCUAAUGACUGUUAAAAUUGAAAAGGCAGAAGAGUCUGCUAAGAAACGUGGCUAA
This is a messenger RNA of Brassica napus (rape), 1410 nucleotides long. RefSeq lists its product as uncharacterized. The record is from RefSeq and is a predicted model, not a curated record. NCBI's taxonomy places the organism in Eukaryota, Viridiplantae, Streptophyta, Magnoliopsida, Brassicales, Brassicaceae. The transcript has 8 exons. The coding region runs from base 1 to 1410 and encodes 469 amino acids.